This is a messenger RNA of Cadophora gregata, 1868 nucleotides long. RefSeq lists its product as uncharacterized. The record is from RefSeq and is a predicted model, not a curated record. Lineage: Eukaryota; Fungi; Ascomycota; Leotiomycetes; Helotiales; Ploettnerulaceae. The coding region runs from base 486 to 1439 and encodes 317 amino acids. The transcript has 3 exons.
CUACUGUAGAUAUGUUGCUGGGAGGCGAGGCGAGGCGAGGCGAGGGGAGGGGAUAAAUUAAUCUAUUGUUGCUGGUGCCAAGCUGUUCGGGUAUGCGGGCGGGUGCCGGGUUGUAGAGUGGUGUGUUCGGAUUUGGAAGUGAGGGGCAGGAGAUUUGAUGUGUUUCAAUAGUUUGGCUGUGAUGGGCUGGGUUGGUGCAAUCGGGUGGAGUGUUGGAUGGAUUAGUUGAAGAGAAGGGAGUAUUUAAGAAAGUGGUGUCCGCGGUGAGAGGGAGUCCUGCCAAUGCAAUAUCUUCUCAUUCUCUCUCACAUUCAUUCGCUUGCUUGCUUGCUUGUUUGCUCGUUCAUUCGUUACAAUACCUGUUGACCAGUAUCAACUUUCCAUUCUUUUACCUACACCCCACAUUUACACCAAGCAACCAAUCACUCAAACAAACGAAGAAAAACGUGUUGAUAUACCUCACAUACAACAACCAGCAAAUCAAAAUGAAGACUUUCUCCUCAUCCCUUCUUUUCCUGGCUUCGGCCUCUUCCGUCCUCGGACACGCUACUUGGCAACAACUCUGGGUUGAUGGUGUUGAUCAGGCGAGAACUUGUGUGCGUGAGCCGCUCAGCAACUCGCCUGUUAGCGAUGUGACGAGUAAGGAUAUUGUGUGCAAUGCUGGGACUGCUGCUGUUGCCGGGAUUUGCGCAAUCAAUGCUGGUGGCGAAGUCACAGUCGAGAUGCACCAACACAACAGCCGUGACUGUGCCGAGGAAGCCAUUGGAGGUGCUCAUCACGGCCCAGUCAUAGUAUACAUGUCCAAGGUCGACGACGCCACAAAGGCCGAUGCUUCAGCCGGUACAUGGUUCAAGGUCGCUGAAGACGGUUACGAUUCCGCCACCAAGAAGUGGGCAGAUGACCUCCUCAACGCCAACUGCGGCAAACGCACAUUCACCGUCCCCUCCGACCUCGCCACAGGCGACUACCUCAUCCGCGCCGAAGAGAUCGCCCUCCACGCCGCCGGCUCCGCCGGAGGCGCCCAAUUCUACAUGUCCUGCUACCAAGUGCACGUCGAAGGCACCGGCUCUGCUACCCCCACCGGCGUCUCCUUCCCCGGCGCAUACUCUGCUACCGACCCUGGAAUCCUGAUCAACAUCUACAAUGGUGUUGAUGUCUACCAGAUUCCGGGCCCGGAGGUCUAUGUUAGUGGUGGUGCUUCGUCGCCUGCUCCGGCUCCUGCUCCAGGUGCGAGCUCGAGCUUGGUUGUUGCGGCGCCGAGUGCGUCGAGUACGGCUGUUGUCCCUGUUGCGAGUUCUAGUGCACCAGCUGCUACGUCUGCGCCGGUUGCGGUUGAGACUCCUAUUGCUUCUCCAGUUGAGACACCUGUUGCUUCACCAGUUGAGACUGCAGCACCAGUUACAACUCCCGUUGAUGAGGAGUACGAGGAUUGCGAGUAAGCUUUCAAGAAUAUUGCUUAUUGCUUGUUAUGAGAAGAGGAGCCUUGGACGCAUGAUGAGAGGAUGUCCAUGAGAGAAGAGAAAGGAGAAGAGAGACACGGGAAAAGAAAGAAGCUUCAUCUUCGUUGUAUAUAUCCACAGCUUUUUUUGUUUAUACUUGUACAUAUGUACAUGCUCUUCUGCUGAGCAGUUGAAAUUUUGAGAAUCUUUUAGAAGUUCAUACUUGAAUCUCUGCUUAUACUUUCGUUCGUGGGGUGUCGUGAGAGUUAUGGUAUUGAGAUGUUUUAUUCGUGGUUUCUGAGCACCUCGUAUGAUGAGAUGAGGGGCAUUUGUUUGCACGCGCCGGAGACAGCUGGAUAAGGUAUCCUUCGCAUUGGCACUAUACUCGCCAGACCUUGAAUCCAGAGCCAGAACUCAUGAGAAUUUGUU